AAACUCAAGUAGAUCCAGAGGAAGAAGCACCCGCGAAAUAUGGCUCCUGCACGUCGCCCACCGCCCGCAUACACGGCUCCCCCAGACUCAGGGGUCCAUGCGAUCUCGCAAGUCUACAGAUCCAUCUCCAACACGGCCAACGAUCCCUCCCAGCGCGUCCUCGAGUCAUCCUUCACGAUCCGACCAUGCUCCGGGCAAGCGUGGGUGGUCCCCGCCGGCCACAUCUGCCGUCUCACCACCCCGAAGGGGCCACAGGUGGGUGAUCUGAACAUCUGGAACGCGAACAACCCCCGGGAGCGACUGUGGGCUGCACGUACCCGCCAGAUCCAUGCCUCCCACGUGUCCGUGGGCGACCGGCUCUGGUCCAACCUGCCGUACCUACGUCCCCUGGUCUCCAUCACCGGAGACUCGCUCGCCGGCGGCCAGCUCCAUGAAAUCCUGGACGAAGAGGGCAAGAAGAAAGAAGGGAAGGGCUUUGGGACCACGCAGUUCGGCGGACGCGUGCACGACCUCCUGGGCACUCGCUGCGACCCUUACGUCAACCUCGUCAUGGGCGGCGAGAGCUUCGACUUCCACUGCCAUUCGAACCUGACCCGGGCGGUGGUGCCGUAUGGGCUGACCGAGCUCGAUGUGCACGAUGUGCUCAACGUGUUUCAGGUGACGGGACUGGACGAGCAGGGCAAAUACUUCAUGGAGACUUCGCCGGCCAAAGCGGGGGAGUAUUUUGAGUUUUUCGCGGAGGUGGAUGUUUUGUGUGCGCUUUCCGCGUGCCCUGGAGGCGACUUGUCGGAAUGGGGCUGGGAGGAGAAGGCGGACAUGGGGGCUACAACUCGUCCUUUGGGGGUGGAAGUAUACAAGCUCGCGGACGCGACGGUGUUAGAAGGAUGGAACGCACCCCAGAGUCCCAAAUAUCUGGGCGCACAUGGCAUGAAGAUGCCACAGAGGGAGGAUGAUGGAACGGGGUAUGUUGGACUGUAACAGGGAAAUCAGGUCUCUGCAGCUUAGAUUAUCGCUCUGUACGUUUAGUAGUGUAAUGCUUCCCAAUUUGCACACAGAAAUGAAACUGAUAGAUGCGGCAUCCAAAUCGC
This is a messenger RNA of Aspergillus aculeatus ATCC 16872, 1088 nucleotides long. Its product is annotated as urea carboxylase-associated family protein. Bases 40 to 978 code for a protein of 312 amino acids. The record is from RefSeq and is a predicted model, not a curated record. The transcript has 2 exons. Lineage: Eukaryota; Fungi; Ascomycota; Eurotiomycetes; Eurotiales; Aspergillaceae.